Didymodactylos carnosus is the source of this 730-nucleotide messenger RNA. Lineage: Eukaryota; Metazoa; Rotifera; Eurotatoria; Philodinida; Philodinidae. The record is from the annotation of a GenBank genome assembly.
AUGAGCAAGGAAGAAGCAGGAGUAAUUCCAAAACGUGUACAAGAUGAAGACCACAAGACCGGAGCAGAUUUUCUCGGCCCAAGAAAUAUUCCUCGCGAGCUCCAAGAGCCGGACCAGGUCAGUCCACCUCCGACGGACUCUGGUACGCUUCUGAAUAUGAAAUGGUCGUUUACUGAUUCUCACAUACGUAUUGAAGAAGGUGGAUGGGCUCGACAGACGACCGUGCGUGAACUUCCAAGUUCAACGGCCAUGGCAGGUGUUAACAUGCGAUUGAAAGCGGGUGUGAUACGUGAACUUCAUUGGCACAAAGAAGCCGAAUGGGCGUACAUGCUUGAUGGGGAAGCACGCGUAACCGUGCUUGAUCUUGAAGGUGGAUCGUACACGGAUGACAUUGGAAAAGGUGAUCUUUGGUAUUUUCCAAGUGGACGCCCACAUUCCAUUCAAGGACUUGGUGAACACGGUUGUGAAUUUCUGCUCGUUUUCGAUGAUGGUAACUUUUCGGAAGAUUCAACAUUUCUAUUGUCUGAUUGGCUCGCUCACACACCCAUUGAUGUCCUAGUAAAAAACUUUCGCCAAGCGCCGGCUAUGUUUCACUCGUUGUCAAAAGACGAAAAAUAUAUAUUUCAAGGCAAAGUUCCCGGUUCCAUUGAGGAAUCUCUCAAGAUCACGUCCGACGUCAAACCAUCUCGACACCGUUUUACACAUAAAAUGCUCGCCCAACAACCGGUGA